GAGGCGGCGGCGUCUUGUUGGAGUGCUACUCGGCAGCCACUUCGGAAGGUGCUUCCUGACUCGAACGCGUCGGCGGCGGCGCUUGCCAGACCUAACCAGUCCCAGAACUUGGCAGCACGGGAAGUCUGCGGGGCCCCCGAUGCCUGCGCUGGCCAGAGGAUGAGCGGGCAGCGGGCGUGAGCGGUCGAACGUCCGGCGGCCCCGCGCACCUCGGUCCAGGCCCCUUCCUUCUCUGCAGGCUGCAGCUGAAGAGCAGCAUGAGCACGAGGAAGCGUCGAGGAGGGGCCGCAAGCUCCAGACCUGCCCAGAAGCGAGCUCGGGAAGCGGCCUCCACCCCCGAGGCGGCUCUGGACACGGAGCCCAUAGAGCUCGUGGAGAGUGCCGGAGAUGAGAUAGUGGACCUCACCUGCGAGUCCUUAGAGCCCGUGGUCGUCGACCUGACGCACAGCGACUCCGUUGUGGUAAGCCCUGAGCGGAGGCGGCCGCGGAGGACCGCCAGGCGGCCGCGCCAGGACCACGCUGACAGCUGCGUGGUGAGCAGCGAUGACGAGGAGCUGCCCAGGGACAGAGACGUGUAUGUGACCACACACACCCCCAGGGACGCCAGGGAAGAGACGUCUCCAGGGCUCAGGCCCUCCGGUACGAUCAGCUGUCCCAUCUGCAUGGACGGGUACUCAGAGAUUGUGCAGAACGGACGAGUCAUCGUUUCCACGGAGUGUGGCCACGUCUUCUGCAGCCAGUGCCUCCGAGACUCCCUCAAGAAUGCCAACACUUGCCCAACCUGCAGGAAGAAGAUGAGCCACAAGCGCUACCACCCUAUUUACAUAUGACGCGUGGGGAGCUGCCCGGGAGAAGGGGCAGGCAGCGACAGCCGGCGGGCCUGCCGCGAGGCGUCUGCCCGUCUCCUGAGCUCACAAAGACUAUUUCACAACCAACGCCUGACGUGUAAACUGCUUUUUUGUUUCCAACCCUCCGAGAGCCUCUCGUUACCUCCAGCUCGAUGCCGUGGAGCGGGGUCUGUGCCUCUCGGCUCCCAGGGGCCUUGGCUCCCAGGGGCCUGGGAGGAGAGAACCAGGGCUUGAGCCUCUUUCUGGAACCUGCACACUUGCCAAGACGUUUUCCCGGUUUGGACAGAUUGCCCUGCUCCCCCGGCAGUGCCCUCGAGGAGCUGACCCCGGUCGGAGCGCGAGCUGGCCCACCCCGCUCUUGCGGGCACGCUACCUCGUCCCCGGCAUCUGCCCGACGCAGUGGCCAAGCCAGGCACGGUCCCGGAGGCACCGGCCACGGGGCUCUUCCUUCCCGAGAGCCAGGUGACCGUGACUGCGGCGCCGUAGCAGUGACGUGCAGGGGUCGCUGCAGAGGGGGAGCCCCUGCAGGGCCACCCCCGCCCCCAAGGAAGAGAUGUGCAAUAACGCCCGUCCGCCUCCUGCCCGCAGCCCGGGAGAUGCAGCGCAGCCAGCGCCCUCGGGGCCACGGUGCCCGCGGCCAGUGCCUGCCCCGCCCUGCCCUGCCGCCGCCCGUUCUCAGGAACUGACCAGGCCGAGAGCCCGUCACUGGCAUGGGCCGCGCGAGGCCGACGGGCCCGGCCUGCCGUCUGGUGUGCGCUCUGACGGAACCUGCCCUGGGUUGGCCAGGUGCCCUCUGGUCCUCAGUUCCCGCGGCCCCGCACGCACGGACGCUGGAAGGCAGUGGCAGUAUUUGUGGCCUUAUCAGCCCGCGUCCACGCUGUCGCCCGUUACAGCGCCCCUGUGUCCGGGACCCUGGCCCGCGUGACCGGCUGGGCUGGCCUCGGCCCCUCGCCCGCCGCAGGCAGCCCGGAGUCCACUCUUCUGGCCUUCGGGCACUGACUGCUCCGUGGGUUCUGACGGGCAGAGGUCAGAGGCCUCCUUCCCCGGGGGGCCCAGCCAGCCCCCUCCGCAGGUGUGCAAGAGCCUUGGCUCCUCCAGGUGGCUGCACCGCCCCCCCCGCAGGGAUUCGGGGUGACUGGGGGGGCUCAUGGUGCCAGCCUGCCUCCACCUCCGCACCCCCUCAGGCCUCAAGCCAAACAGCAGCCUUUGCGCGCGAAGCACCUUCACGGGGGAGGGCCCUCUGGCUCUGCAGCAAUAACGGGCCUUCAGUCUCCCGCUGCAGGAGCAGGGAUGGGCACAGUUCACUUUAGACGGGGCUGGAGGAGUGUCCCCUUCUGUGAAAGGUUGGCUCUUCGUUCUGACUUUGUAGCUGUUCGGCUCACGUCCUGGGAGCUGGAGUGGGAGGAGUGGGGGCAGGGUCUGGGUGUCGCCAGCUCCAUGCCGGGCGCCCGCCCUCCCACUGACCACCUUCCUCCUGGGCUUCGUGGGAACGCUCUUUUGUUAUAUUCUAACAAUACCCAGACUUCAGGAGCCAGGAUGACCACGCAGCCAAAAUCUCUUAUUUUAUGUUUAAGGACAAAUGAUUUAUCAUGAAAGUUGUAUUUCUUCAUACUAUAUUAAAUUGGGGGAAAGAUGUGUGGUUUCUCCUAUUCAGAAACUGCAAAAUAGGAAAGGCUGAAAUGAAAAACCCUCCUCCCCCUCAGUGUACAUAUUCCAACUCUUUCUUUGUUACGUUUAAACUCUGUCCAUGACGUCAGUCUGUUGUGGACCCUCUGCUAGUGUUACAGAUGAAAAUAAAACCAGUAAU
Pteronotus mesoamericanus is the source of this 2655-nucleotide messenger RNA. RefSeq names its product ring finger protein 4 (gene RNF4). The coding region runs from base 258 to 830 and encodes 190 amino acids. The transcript has 7 exons. The record is from RefSeq and is a predicted model, not a curated record. Gene Ontology annotation, cellular component: PML body. NCBI's taxonomy places the organism in Eukaryota, Metazoa, Chordata, Mammalia, Chiroptera, Mormoopidae. Gene Ontology annotation, biological process: positive regulation of transcription by RNA polymerase II. Gene Ontology annotation, molecular function: transcription factor binding; zinc ion binding.